Molecule: messenger RNA, 948 nt
Organism: Rotaria sp. Silwood2
Lineage: Eukaryota; Metazoa; Rotifera; Eurotatoria; Philodinida; Philodinidae
Source: the annotation of a GenBank genome assembly
AUGUCGAAUGAUAAAAGAGAAACAUUAGAAGAACGUUUAGCUAGACGACGUCGCUUGCAUAAAAGAAGAUUUUUAGAUAACAGAAUUUCUGUUGAUGAAUCAGAAAUAAGAUUAACUAAUCGUAGUUCAACAGCAACACGAUCACUUGAUCGUCAAUCAAGUAAACGUAUGACUCAAACAACGUUUGUUGAUCAGCAUAAAAAAUCAUUGCCAAUCAUUAAACGUUCAGAAUUACUGUCAAUUGAAAAUGCAUAUUCAAGAUCAAAUUAUAGUUUAUCGAACAAUAAAACUAAUUCAACUCCUCUUCUACAACAAUUAUCUAAAAAUCAAUCUUUCGAUUCUGAAAAUGAGAGACAAGUUUCAUCAAAAUCUCUUCCUAUUAAUGAACAACAACAAAAUAAAAAACCCAUCAUUAACAAAAACACGGUUUCAUCAGUACUGCUACCAGUGAUUUCUUCUACAACUACUGAACAGUCUAAUCCCAUUCAACAAGAAAUUGGCAUAAAUUCCUCUUCACACCAUGAUGAAAAAUCUAUCACUACUGAAGAAAAUCUUUCAUUCAUAUUACCUCCAAUGGUGCCUGUUACAACCACCGAAAAACCUAAUUCAAUUGUACAAGAGACUCAUGAAAAUUCCACUUCAAAUCGAAUCAAAGAUCUUCCUCAUGAAUCAUUCGAUUAUCCAGUGCGUCAUCUACGAUCGAAUACCGAUAGUCAGCCGCAAUGCUUUAAUUUUACUUCGUUUGCUUCAAAGUCUAUUCCACGUACUAAAUCUGAACAAAUUAUAUCAAUAAAUAAAUCCAAACAUGAACCAUUUAAUUCAAAAAUUCCUAAACUAAAUUUAUUAGCACUUUCAUAUUUAUUUAAUAGACGUAUGGUUGAUGCUGAAUUAGCUCCUACGUCAUCAUCUGAUGAUAAACAAUCACAACGAAAAACUGUUUGGAAUUGA